Messenger RNA from Odocoileus virginianus texanus, 6177 nucleotides. The record is from RefSeq and is a predicted model, not a curated record. Lineage: Eukaryota; Metazoa; Chordata; Mammalia; Artiodactyla; Cervidae.
CCAUGGACAGAGGAGCCUGACAGGCUACAGUCCAUGCGGUUGCAGAGAGUCGGAUACGACUGAGCAACUAACACUAUAGUGCCUGCGGAAUGUAAGAGGUUAACAGAAUGGGUUCACUCUAGAAUUUACAGAUACCUUCAAAGAAACUUUGUCUUAUUUCUGCUAUAGUAGAAUGAGCCUUUUAAAGAAUGCUUUGAAUAACACAAUAACUAAAGUAUAGCCAAUUAAUAGUCUUGCAGAUGGAAUCUGGCUGAAUGAAAAUAGUAAAACUAUGAGGACAGAAGAAUUAAAAGCUAAAACCUCCUAUCUCAAUAAAAUACUUAUAAUACAUUUAUAAUUUUCUUUUUGUUUCAGAUUGAAGUUGGUAAUACAGACUUUUUAAAGUAUUCUUAAAGAUGAAGUUUUAAGUUACAAGCAGUUCCCUUUGUAUGGCUUUAGUAGUAUCUUUGUUGAUUCUGUUUUUAAAUAUUUCAUAUGUCUUUAUAUCUUUCUCAUACAUGUAUAUUAAAAUUUUCAUAUUUUUGUCUCCCUAGAAUAAAAGUAAAACAUGCUUGUGUAGUUAACUUAUAACUGGCCUCUACCAUUCUCUCAUUAAUUAAAAAAAAAAAAACUUGCUAAGCCCCUAAUAUGUGCCACUGCUGAGAACUAAAUUAGAUAAAAGAAUGAGUAGAAGCCAGAGAAAUAUUCUCUUAUUUUAUUUGGCCGUGCUGCACAGCAUGUGGAAUCUUAGUUCCCAGAGCAGAUAUCUAACUUGUGUCCCCUGCACUGGGAGCAUGUCAUCUUUACCACUGAACUACCAGGAAGUCCCAGAAAAAUGUUCUUUAGAUGAACAUUACUGACAGGAAGCCAGCCCUUAUCACCUCUAUGUAUUUGACCCUAGAGAUGUUACAGACUUUCAUUUUGAAAAUCAUUCUUACAAAAUGGCCUAAGUGGGAUGUUGAUACUUUGGUUUUGCUUAUUUCACUUGUUCAGUUGCUAAGUCAUGGCCAACUCUGCAAUUCAGACCUAUGCUUUUAGUCCAUCUGUGUUGCUAGGUAUACUUCUAAUGUGCUUUCAUCACAUGUUACCUAUCCAUUCCUCUAGGGAUGGAAACUUUGAAUGCUUCUAAUUCUUUACCAUCAAAGAUGAAGCUUCAGAAUACAUGUUGGUUUUCCAGAGAUUUUCUCUGUUAUAUAAACCCAAGAGUAGAAUUGAUGGAUCCUGAGAUGUGCAGAUAGUCGAGCUAAGUAGUGCUGCCAGAUUGCUCUUAAGAAAGGUUAGCCCAGUCUAUAAUUCCACCAAUAGUGCUGGUUUCUAAAGGAAUUCCUUUAGUCCCCUCACUAACACCUGGCAUUAUCCAUCUUCCUAAUUUUUACCAAAAUAAUAGAAUAAUGUGAUUAUCUCUUUACUCACAUAGUUAAUGGCCUGUGGAUUUUUUUCUUCUGUAAACUGGGUAUUUUUGUCCCUUGCUCAUUUCUUUUUGAGAUUGCUACUUUUGUUGUUGAUUUGUAGUUAACUUUUUUCUUGAUGUCUUUACUUCAGUCCAGAAAGGAUUAAUUUUGAUGUGAUUGAACUCAUCAUAGUUUGGUCUUGUGCUUUAUGUUUUGUUUUUUUUUUAAGAAGUCAUCUGCUCCUAAUUCACAAAGAUACUCCCCUGCAUUAUAUUUAGUGACUAUAUAGUCUUAUACUUCUCACUUAGAUCUUUAAUCUAUCAUGAGUCCUCCUUUGUAUGUGGCAUUAUAUAGGUAGCUUUUAUUUUUCUUCAUAUAAUGAGCCAGAUUUAUCAUUAUUAUGUGCUAGAUGGAUUCAUCCCCCCUUGAUUUAUGUGCUAACUUUAUAUUACAUUCUAAAAUUUUAUGUGGCUCUAUUUCUGAGCUUUGUUCCACUGGACUGUUUGUUCUUAUACUCCACCAGAGAAGCCCUGUUCUUAUACUAACUCUACCUUAUUUUAAUUUCUGUGGCUUCUCUAAUAUGUGUUAAUAUCCUGUAAGCCAAGAACUUCCUUUACUCUUCUGUUUAAAUAGUUGGUUUAGAUAUAUAUGGAAUUUUAUUCUUAACAUAUGAAGAUUGUAUGAGUUAAUUUGGAAAAAAGUUAUCUUUGUAGUAUUCAUUUGUUCCAUCCAAGAGCAUGGAAUGUCUAUUUUAAAUUAUGUGUCCUUGAUUAGAAUUUUACAGUCUUCUUUGUAGAGGUCUUGCAUAUUAUUGAUUAGUUCUUAAAUCCUUCAUAGGUUUGGUCUGAGUUUUUUUUUUUCCUUUAUUGUGAAAGUGUUUAUUUAAUAUAUUUUAUGGUACAUAUUGCUGGUAUAGAAGUUAAGAGUGCCUGUGGUCAAAUCUUAUCAUUUUGUAGAUACAGGACCCUCGACAGGUAGCUUAAACCUCAUGUAUAAAAUGGGGGCAAAAAAAUAAAAUAAAAUGGGGACAAUAAAAGUACCUAUCUUACAGGAUUGUUAGAAUUUCAAUGAGUAGUGUUUGUGCAAUUCCUAGAAUAGUAUUUGGCAAAUAGUAAGUGCUAUGUAAAUAAGCUAAUGAAUAUUCAUAGGUUAAUGUGUGAAUUGGAAAAAAGAUUCAGGAACCUUGUUGAGCUUUUUGGGUAGCUCUAAUAGUUUAUAUUUUAGGGUUUUUUUUAAAAAUUUGGAUGACCAUAUCAUCUGUAAAAUAGUUUUAUUUUUUUACAGUUCUCACCCUUUUUUUAAAAAAAACAAUGUUGACUAGGACUUUGGUACUUUGUUACACAGUAUCAGUAUCACCCUUAUGUAAUUCAUUUUUAAAGAGAAUGUAUCUAAAUUUCUCAUUUAGGAUAAUAUUUGCUGAAAGUUUUUGGUAGAUAAGUUUUACCAUGAUGAGAAAGUAGCUUUCUCUUCCAGUUUGGUUAAAGUGUUUUGUUUUUUUAAGUCAUAAAUAGGUGUUGGUCAAAAACUAAGAAGAGUUAAAUUUCCACAAUUGAUAAAAUUAUCCAGUUUUUUCUGUUUUAUUACUAUAGUGAUUUAUAUUUAUAAAUUUAUGAAACUGAGAUGUUCUUGCUUUCAAGCUCUACAUGAUUAUGACAUUCUUUUUUUCUUUAUUACACUAUUACAUUCCAUUAGGUAGUAUUUGAAAUUUUUGCAAGUAAAAUGAGCCUAUAGCUUUCUUAUAUGCUUCAUCUCUAGAUUUAAUUAAUGUUUUAUUAUCAUCAUGAAAGAAGCUAAUCAGUUUUAUGCUUUUUUGCUUUUUUCUGAAACAGUUAAUAUAAAAUAUGUAUUUAUUUUCUUGCAAGUUUAAUGGAACUCAUAAUCUUAUGAGAGUGGUGUUUUUAAUAGGCGGUUAUUACUUUUCCACUUUCUUUAAUACUGGUCUGUUUUAUUCAAGUUAUCUAUUUCUUCCUAUAUGAAUUUUAGUAUUUUAUAUUCUUCUAGAAUUUAGCCAGUUUAUCUAGGUUUUCACGUGUUAGCAUAUGUUUUUACUUUUAAUCUUUUUUGGAGUAUUUUUAAAUCUCUUUCUUGAUAAGUCUCACUAGUUUUGUUUUUCUUAUUCAUAUUUUCAGAAAACUGUUUUUCAGUUUUUAUCAAUCUAUUUUUCUGUUGUAUACUGUUUAAUUUCUGCCUUUAUUAUUUCUUUUCUGCUUAUUUUGCUGUUGCUUUUUUCUGUUAUUUUGAAUGCCUAACGUGGGGGUAUUUAAACUUCCUUAUUUCUUCACAAGUGUGUUCAAAGCUAUGAAUUUCUUCUAGGUACUGGUUUGGCCAUGCCCCACAAAUUUUGCCUUGUAUGGUUAUAUUACCAUUCAAUCUUAUAUUUAAUGUAUUUUAUGAUAUCCAUUUUACUAAUCCAUGAGUUAUUGAGUUUCCUAACCUAUGAUUACUUUUAACAUCUACUUUUAUUGCAUUAUGGUCAGAAAAUUUAGUCUAAAUGAAGUUCACCCUUGGGAUCUAGUUAUGCUUUAUAACUUAAUGCAUGAAAUAUUUCUGUGUGUGUUUUAUAGUUCCUAGAGCAUAUUAAUACUUUUAACUGUUUCAGAAUGCUUAUAUCUCUGCUUAUAUUCCCCCCUCAGUUCUAUUAGUCGUUACCUGAGGAACUUUAAGGAUGUGCUUUUAGGUUAAGACUACCUUUGCAGAUGGUCCAGCAACUAAGUCUCCAGUUUCCAAGGGCAUUUGCACCAUCUAUGGAAAACAUCGGAUCAUUGCACACCAGACAGAUCCUUGGCAACUCAUCCCACCAUCCCCCUGCAGAAAAGUUAUUGCACCAGCCAACAAAGAAGGCAACCACUGAGUUUCUUUUCAUUACCAAAUAGAUACGAUAUCUCUGCCAACAAAAAAGAGUACACAAAGUGUCUCUUCAUGAAAUUGCAACCAGUUGAGACCAUGCUUAGCAAAUCAGCUUGUCUAUACGAUGACCUCUUCUUUUCUUCAGUAGCCAGGAUUUGAAGGAGAGACUCUGACCUGUGCCACCGGUAAGUGACUAACUUUUACACACUGAACUGGUGCUGAGAACUGAGCUGUCUUCUUUGUAAGUGAAGAAUAUACAACAUAAUCUUGAAGAACUGUACAGUGUUGCAAGCCAGAGGCAUACUAUGUGUGUUUAACAGACUGAGAUACAAGUGAAUCUUACUGAAACAGCUUCUCAUCUUUUGCUUUAUUUGCCAGUGUUAGUGUUUUGCUGGCUUAGAUUGUUACCUUUUCCUGGUAUCUUUUUUCCUAUACUGUUGGUCUAUUUUAAUGGGUCCUAGAAAUCCCUCUCCUGAUCCCUUAUCAGAAUCAGAAAGUGAGGAAGAAGAAAACACUACUUACCUAAAUGAGAGUUUUGGGGAAGAGUGGGAUUCCUCUGAAGAAGAGGACCCUGUGGUGCCCAACCUAACACCUCUUGAGAGUCUUGCCUGGCAGGUUAAGUGCCUUUUAAAAUAUUCUACAACUUGGAAACCGUUAAAUCCUAAUUCCUGGUUAUAUCAUGCUAAACUCCUGGAUGCUAGCACACCAGUCCAUAUACUUCGAGAGAUAGGUCUGAGACUCUCUCAUUGCUCCCAUUGUGUACCCAAACUGGAACCAAUUCCUGAAUGGCCUCCUCUGGCUUCUUGUGGAGUACCACCUUUUCAAAAGCCCCUUAUAAGUCCCAGCCGGCUUUCUAGAGACCAUGCCACUCUAAACGGACCACUGCAGUUUGCCACCAAACAGUUAAGCCGAACAUUGAGUAGAGCCACCCCCAUACCUGAAUACCUAAAACAGAUUCCUAAUUCCUGUGUUUCUGGUUGUUGCUGUGGCUGGUUAACUAAAACAGUUAAGGAAACAACCCGCACUGAACCCAUCAACACUACUUAUUCCUACACUGACUUCCAAAAGGCAGUUAACAAACUCCUAACUGCAUCGUUAUAAAAAACCCACCAUUCAUUCUCAUCUCGUGUUCCCACUUGAGAAAGGAACACAGUUACACAGCCCACAAUUGAGAAACAAAUGUCUUCUCAGCCAACUAUGCCCUGUCUUCAGAAGCCAAAGUACCAUCAAGUACUAAAUACAUACCCCAAGAGUCCUGUAACUCAACUACAGAAAAUGUGCAGUGCAGGCAUUCCCUUUGAAAGACCCUGUGGAUGAGAUGAGAACUUCAAUAGAGAAUUAGUUAAAAGGGACCUUUUUUAUAGAAAAAUAAUUUGACUAUUCUCCACACUCAGUUCUCCCCACAAUUUACUCUGCCUGUCUAAUGGACUUAACUAGAUACCUAAUUAUUAAUGGUAAGGAAAAGUAGGCCACUAUCCCAUUUGUUACCCAACCUUCAGAAUAGCCAUUGUGGAAACUGGUAAGUUAGCUAGUGCUAAUAACACUUUUCUGAGCAUACUUUUCUCUAGUACUCAUUUUCAGAGAGGUUCUUGAAUUAAAUUUAAUAACUGGACAAAAGAAAAUGGUAGGAAUAUGGAUUUACCUCCCAGUUUUAUAUUGAUAGUCCUACAUAGGGUGCCCUUUAGGGGUUCCUAUUUUGGGGGGAGAGAGUGCAGUGCAGCAGUGCAUAGUCACUUAGUUGUGUCUGACUCUGCAACCCUGUGGACUGUAACCCACUAAUGCAGUAGUAGCCUACACUACUUCAGACAUAUUGUGGGACCUGCAGUUACAGCAUACACAUUUUAUAGGCUCCCACCAGGCUGUCUCUAGAUAAACCGGCUUGUUAAGAUCAUGUGUGUGUGUGUGCUCAGUCUUUUUUGACUCUUUGCAACCCCAUGGACUGUAGCCUGCAAGGUUCUUC